AAUCCUGACGUCAUUCGUACCAAUCUCAAACGAGGGAUCCAACUGCACCCCUCUCGCCCUCUAAAUCUACAUAUUGCCCCUUUCUGGUUUGUACUUUGUACAAACUCUCUCUCUAGAUCCACACCUUUGUUAUCUCUCUCUCUCCUCCCCAUUACCAAACCACUCUUCAGAAUUUGGGGAGACUUGGGUUCUCUGAUUUUUGGGUGAGAUGGGUUCUCAAGAGGAGGAGAGGCUGCUUGAUGAAUCUCUGCUUGAAGAUGGUACUUUAAAGAGUGAAAGUCUAGGGCCAUACACAGGGGAUGGAUCUGUUGACCUUCAUGGAAACCGUGUCUUACGGCACAAUACUGGCAACUGGAAAGCUUGCCCCUUUAUUUUAGGAACGGAGUGCUGUGAGCGCUUGGCCUACUAUGGGAUUUCUACAAAUCUGGUCACUUAUCUCACUAAAAUCCUUCAUGAAGGUAAUGUAUCUGCCGCCCGAAAUGUUACCACUUGGCAAGGUACAUGUUACCUCACUCCCCUUCUUGGAGCUUUAUUGGCUGAUGCAAUUUGGGGAAGAUAUCGGACAAUUGCGGUGUUCUCUACAAUUUACUUCAUUGGAAUGGGUACAUUAACCCUUUCUGCCUCAGUUUCUGUCUUCAAGCCUCCAUCUUGUGCUGGAAGCAUUUGCCCCUCAGCAAGUCCUGCUCAGUAUGUUUUGUUCUUCUUUGGCCUCUAUCUAAUUGCACUAGGGACUGGAGGCAUUAAGCCAUGCGUGUCUUCGUUUGGAGCCGAUCAAUUUGAUGAUACCAGCCCAACAGAGAGUGUGAAAAAGGGUUCCUUCUUUAAUUGGUUCUAUUUCUCUAUCAACAUUGGAGCUCUUGUUUCAAGUAGCCUUAUUGUUUGGAUCCAAGACAAUGCAGGUUGGGGCUUAGGGUUCGGAAUUCCUACAUUAUUCAUGGGCCUUGCUAUUGGAAGCUUUUUUUCAGGCACGGUGUUAUAUAGGUUUCAAAAGCCAGGAGGAAGCCCCCUAACUAGAAUGUGUCAAGUUAUAGUUGCAUCUAUUCGUAAGUUGAAUGUCAAGGUCCCAGAUGAUAGUUCUCUCCUGUUUGAAGUAUCAGACAAGAACUCCGCGAUCCAAGGGAGUCGGAAAUUGGAGCAUACUGAUGAAUUCAAGUGCCUUGAUAAAGCUGCCACAAUAUCUGAUCUUGAUGCUAAAACUGGUAAUUUCUCUAAUCCAUGGAAGCUCUGCACGGUCACCCAAGUUGAGGAAUUGAAGAUAUUGGUUCGAAUGUUUCCAAUUUGGGCAACCGGUAUCGUCUUCUCUGCUGUUUAUGCCCAGAUUUCUACCAUGUUUGUUGAACAAGGAAUGACUUUAGAUACAAGUCUCGGGUCCUUCACCAUUCCUCCUGCUUCUCUCUCUGUCUUUGAUGUGAUCAGUGUCAUUGUUUGGGUGCCAAUCUAUGAUCAAGUAUUGGUUCCAAUUGCUAGGCGAUUUACAGGCAAAGCAAGAGGUUUCUCUGAGCUCCAACGAAUGGGUAUCGGCUUAUUUAUAUCAAUAUUAGCCAUGGCAGCAGCUGCAGUGGUUGAAAUCCGACGUUUAGAGAUCGCUAGAGCCAAUGAUCUAGUGUUUGACACGUCAACACCUGUCCCCAUGAGCAUUUGUUGGCAAAUUCCUCAGUAUUUCUUGGUUGGGGCAGCUGAGGUGUUCACCUUUAUUGGGCAAUUGGAGUUCUUCUAUGACCAGUCACCUGAUGCGAUGAGGAGCUUGUGCAGUGCCUUAUCUCUCCUCACCACUGCCUUGGGUAAUUAUUUGAGUUCUUUCAUUUUAACCAUUGUUACAGUCCUUACCACGAAAGGGGGGAGCCCUGGUUGGAUACCCGACAAUUUGAACGAAGGUCAUCUUGACUAUUUCUUCUGGUUAUUGGCUGGACUUAGCUUCCUGAACCUAGUGAUCUAUGUUACUUGUGCUGGGCGAUACAAGUGCAAGAGGGCCACAUAACUAUUCUCGGUUGUGAAGGUCAUUGGGGUUCACGUGGUUUUCCUUUGGGGAGCACAGAGAGAGCAUCUCCUUGUAUAUAUAUACUGUUCAAUUAUUUAGUGAGUUUUCUAGAAACUCAAGGUAUGGUGCCUGAUUUCAUAGACCAAAAUUGGUUUCACAUGCCUUUCGAGGCCAUUUAUUAUAUCAACUAAAGAAACUCCUGUAUCAACCAUGAUUCUCUUUAUGUUUACGAGUCUUCAUUUUCUUUUUGUGAUUUU
Messenger RNA from Amborella trichopoda, 2235 nucleotides. Its product is annotated as protein NRT1/ PTR FAMILY 8.3. The record is from RefSeq and is a predicted model, not a curated record. Gene Ontology annotation, biological process: oligopeptide transport; transmembrane transport. Lineage: Eukaryota; Viridiplantae; Streptophyta; Magnoliopsida; Amborellales; Amborellaceae. Gene Ontology annotation, molecular function: transmembrane transporter activity. Gene Ontology annotation, cellular component: membrane.